AUGUCUCUCACAUUUUCCGCUCUAGCUCAGCAUGAGCAGUACAUGGCGUCCGCGUACAUGUCUCCCCCCUCAACUCCCGAACUUGACGACGAUACCUCCUCGGAAUGUUCGUACUAUUCGCUGCCCGACCUGCAGUACGACAGAUGGUAUCGCAACAUUCCGGCAAGUCAAGUUCGGGAGCAAGCCAGCCAGGUGCCUUGUCUCCCCGCACCUCCCAGGGCUGCAUACCCUCGAAAGUUCCACAACAAGGAACGCCUGGGUCUGCAGUCUCGUGGCCCUUGGACAGAGUAUCCGUUCUGCUUGAACAAGCGGUAUACUCAUGGUAACCCCGGCCCCGCUCGAUUGAUCGUCAAUCCCACCAAUCCGAGCGAGGUCGAUGUGGUUUACCAUCCAGAGCAGACCAACAGAAGGGUCUGCUUGGCAAACUACCGUCCAAGGGGGUACUCCAAGGGUGCUUGUUUGAAGCCGUCGCCAUUCAAUCCACUGCCGGCUAACAACACCUUUGGAGUACCUGAGGGGAUGGCUUACCGUGGACAGGAAGUCUACCAAGGUGUGGGUGCCUACUAUCACCCACAAACUGUACCUCUAAGUCCUGAGGCUGCGAUGUUUUCCCCGGUUUAUACCGGAAGUGCUUCACCAGUCCCCGCAUGGGGAUAUGGUGAAGCAGGGUAUUAUGCCCAUGCUUAUGGAAAUCAAUUUUUCUAUUAA
Messenger RNA from Fusarium pseudograminearum CS3096, 708 nucleotides. RefSeq lists its product as uncharacterized. The coding region runs from base 1 to 708 and encodes 235 amino acids. Gene Ontology annotation, molecular function: RNA binding; RNA nuclease activity. The record is from RefSeq and is a predicted model, not a curated record. NCBI's taxonomy places the organism in Eukaryota, Fungi, Ascomycota, Sordariomycetes, Hypocreales, Nectriaceae. The transcript has a single exon.